Messenger RNA from Harmonia axyridis, 1796 nucleotides. RefSeq names its product delta(24)-sterol reductase-like. The record is from RefSeq and is a predicted model, not a curated record. Gene Ontology annotation, molecular function: Delta24(24-1) sterol reductase activity; FAD binding. The transcript has a single exon. Bases 240 to 1751 code for a protein of 503 amino acids. Gene Ontology annotation, biological process: steroid metabolic process. Gene Ontology annotation, cellular component: cytoplasm; membrane. Lineage: Eukaryota; Metazoa; Arthropoda; Insecta; Coleoptera; Coccinellidae.
UUAUUGGAACGACAGCUUUUUAUUCUUAUAUAAUACAGAAAACGGUUCAGCUCAGUUUAACUGAGAACAAAUAUAUUUUUAGCUUCAGAUGCAAGCAAUAUCUAAUACGAUAUAAUGAGUUUCAAACUUGAAGCAAUCAUAACCUAACAUAUCAUUUAUUGAAUACAUAUAGUCUAAUUGAAUUCAUUCCUUUAUUUUCUUCUUAUAAAUUGAAUAUUUAUGAAUGACGGUUGAUCAUCAUGGCUCAGAAAUCAGAAACCAUCUUCAAAUAUGUACUCAUCCACUAUAGAUGGGUUUUUGUCUGUUUAUUUUUACUACCGAUUUCGUUCCUAUUCGAUAUGUGGUUAUUUUGUAGAAAUUAUAUAGUAUUUAAGCUCAACAGUGCUCCAUCUCAGCAUGACGCUAAAGUCAAAAAUGUUCAAAGACAAAUUCUAAGAUGGAACAAGAUUAAAGGUAAAAAACCACAACUAUGUACCGCUAGACCAGGAUGGCAAACUAUGUCCUUCAGGCAGGGCAUAUACAAAGAGACCUUUGAAAAAAUUGAAGUUAAUUUAGUGGACAUAUUACAAAUUAAUUCUAAGAAAAAAUCUGUAUAUGUUGAGCCACUAGUAAACAUGGGACAAUUAACAGCUAUGUUGAAUCCUUUAGGAUGGACUAUUCCAGUUCUCCCAGAACUAGAUGAUCUUACUGUGGGAGGUUUAGUAAUGGGAACUGGUAUUGAAUCUUCUUCUCAUAUUCAUGGUUUAUUUCAGCAUAAUUGUUUGUCUUACGAGAUAGUGUUAGCUGAUGGGUCCAUCAUUAAAUGCUCUGCUGACGAAAAUACAGAUUUAUUUUAUGGAAUUCCAUGGUCUUAUGGUACACUUGGAAUAUUAACUGGUGUGGAAUUGAAACUUAUACCUGCAAAAAAAUAUCUGGAACUGACCUAUGUACCUUUCAAGUCUUCAGAAGAUAUGGCCAAAUAUCUUAGGAAAACAGUAGAGAAUAAAAUAAAUGAAUUUGUUGAAGUUCUUGUUUUCAAUAAAAGUGAGUCUGUCGUAAUGAUAGGAAAACAAACUGAUAAAAUUGAUACGGACAAUUUUAACCCAAUUGGACGAUGGUACAAACCUUGGUUUUUCAAACAUGUUCAAGAUAUGUUGAAUCAGAAAAGUCAUGUUACAGAAUGUGCUCCAUUGAGGGACUAUUAUCAUCGUCAUUCGAGGUCUAUUUUCUGGGAACUGCAAGAUAUCAUACCAUUUGGAAAUAACUUCUUUUUUCGAUUAUUUCUUGGAUGGUUAGUGCCCCCUAAAAUAUCUCUUUUGAAGUUGACCCAAAGUGAAACUACUAAAGAAUUGUAUGAAAAUAACCAUAUCAUACAAGAUAUGUUGAUACCAUUAUCUUUCCUGAAUGAAAGUAUAAGUUUUUUUGAAAAACAAGUUGGAGUUUAUCCUUUAUGGGUAUGUCCUUUCAAACUACCCAAUAAUCCUGGGUUUCUACAUCCAACCAAAAGUAAUUUUGAGAUGUAUGUGGAUAUAGGCAUUUAUGGGGUUCCUAAAGUUAAUAAUUUCAAACCGAGAGAAACAACAAGAAAAAUUGAAAAGUUUGUGACUGAAAGAAAUGGGUUCCAGAUGUUAUACGCUGAUACAUAUAUGACAAGGGAAGAAUUCAGGCAGAUGUUUGAUCAUAACUUGUAUGAUAAGUUGAGAAAACUAUAUAAAUGUGAGGAAGCUUUUCCUGAAGUAUAUGACAAAGUAUGUAAAGAAGCUCGUAAAUAGAUGUAUAUAUUUAUAUUAAUAAAGGUUCCAUUUUAUUUGGCACUU